Molecule: messenger RNA, 954 nt
Organism: Lottia gigantea (owl limpet)
Lineage: Eukaryota; Metazoa; Mollusca; Gastropoda; Lottiidae
Exons: 3
Coding region: 12-920 (302 amino acids)
Biological process (GO): negative regulation of BMP signaling pathway
Cellular component (GO): AMPA glutamate receptor complex
Source: RefSeq, a predicted model, not a curated record
CUAGGCUCACGAUGUUUUCUCUAGUAUUAUUGGUUGUUACACCAUGGCUUGUAUUUUGUAUGCCACCACCACCACCAGCUAUGUGUACAUGUUCUGAUGGUACUCAAGUACCACCUGGAGGAACACAUUCAAUAUCAGACUGCCAUAGUUGUUAUUGUGAUGAAAAUAAUUCAGAAGCCCAAGAAAUUAUAGCUGCCUGUUUAAUAGUGCUAUGUGUUGAUUCUGUAAAAAUGCCAGGACAAUGUUGUCCUACCUGCCCAAAUGGGGAAAACUGUCAAGCUGAAUAUAUAGAUUUUACUGGAGUACCACGACAAGAAAUUAUUUCUGUCAGUGACGGGGUAGUUGAUUUUGGUGCUGCUCAAUGUCAAUGCGAGAAUCAGAAUUAUUACGGAGCCGACCAACCAUUAGCAACUUGUGUACAAAGCCUACCCACACCGCCCACUACACCACCAACCACACCACCAACCACAACCCCCACUACACCAACAACCACAACAACACCACCAACCACAACAACACCACCCACUACACCACCAGCUAUGUGUACAUGUUCUGAUGGAACUCAAGUACCACCUGGAGAAACUGUUUGGAUAACAGACUGUCGCGGAUGUACUUGUGAUAAGGAUAGUUUACAAGCCUAUGAAAUCAUCGCUGAUUGUUUUAUGACACCAUGUGUAGAUUCUGUAAACGUACCAGGUCAAUGUUGUCCUAACUGUCCAAAUGGAGAGAACUGUCGAGCUGAAUUUAAAGAUGAUAAUGGUGUUGAAAGAAGUGAAAUUAUCAAAGUUAGUGAUGGUGUAGUCAAGUUCAACUCAACUGAAUGUCAAUGCGACUAUCAAAAUUACAAUGGAGAACCAAAAGCAAAGUGUGUACAAGUAUUGAGUAUUGAGCCGGUAAUUGCAGAAAAAUCAACUCCGUAAUUUGCUUUAAUAAAUGUAUAAGUAAAACUGUUUC